AUGUCUGCUCCAUGGCCUUUCAUUACAUGGGGAAUAGAUGUUAUUGGGCCAAUAGAGCCAAAAGCAUCUAACGGUCAUCGGUUUAUUUUAGUUGCCAUCGAUUACUUUACCAAAUGGGUAGAAGUUGUCACAUUCAAAUCAGUUACCGAGAAAGCGGUGGUGGAUUUCGUUCAUUCCAACAUCAUAUGUCGUUUUGGCAUACCAAAAAUAAUUAUUACAGAUAAUGCAAUGAAUCUCAACAGCCACUUGAUGAAGGAAAUUUGUGAGCAAUUUAAAAUUGUUCAUCGUCAUUCAACCCCUUAUCGUCCCAAAGCAAAUGGGGUUGUUGAAGCUGCGAAUAAGAACAUCAAGAAGAUUCUUAGGAAAAUGGUGCAAGGAUCUAGACAGUGGCAUGAGAAAUUACCCUUCGCUCUCAUGGGAUAUCGCACGACUGUUCGUACGUCAGUCGGUGCAACUCCUUACUUAUUGGUUUAUGGAACUGAGGCUGUCAUACCUGCAGAAGUUGAAAUCCCUUCUCUUCGAACCAUUGUUGAAGCAGAAAUCGAGGAUACAAAAUGGGUUAAAUCGAAGUUAGAACAAUUAGCACCGAUAGAAGAAAAACGAUUGACAUCAAUUUGCUUUUAUCAAUUAUAUCAGCAGAGGAUGGCUCGGGCAGAUAAUAAGAAAGUACGCCCAAGGAAUUUUGAAGUGGGUCAACUUGUUGUGAAACGUAUCCUUCCCCACCAAGACGAAGCCAAGGGAAAGUUUGCUCCAAAUUGGCAAGGCCCUGAUGUUAUUAAGCAAGUGCUAUCCAAAGGAGCUUUGCAAUUGGCGGAUAUGGAGGGAAAGGCAAUUGACACAGUUGUCAAUGCAGAUUCAGUCAAGAGAUACUACAUUUAG
Messenger RNA from Solanum lycopersicum (tomato), 879 nucleotides. Lineage: Eukaryota; Viridiplantae; Streptophyta; Magnoliopsida; Solanales; Solanaceae. The record is from RefSeq and is a predicted model, not a curated record.